This is a messenger RNA of Felis catus (domestic cat), 3111 nucleotides long. RefSeq names its product tripartite motif containing 4 (gene TRIM4). The record is from RefSeq and is a predicted model, not a curated record. Gene Ontology annotation, molecular function: protein binding; zinc ion binding. Lineage: Eukaryota; Metazoa; Chordata; Mammalia; Carnivora; Felidae. Bases 333 to 1760 code for a protein of 475 amino acids. The transcript is spliced from 6 exons.
CUUAGCGCCGCCUCGCUUUGCUCCUCCAGCUUCGGCUCGCGAGGGCUCCUCCGGUCCUCUCUAGGCGUCCCGGAGCAAGUUCCGCAUCUCUAUUGUUGGCCCGAGGGGCAGCCCGCGUCCCGUCGUGCCCCGCGGCGCCCUCUAGUAGCCGAAACCCCGAGGCUGCCGGGCUCGCGCUCGGGCCCCGCGGCGCGCGCAGAGGGGGCCGCCGGUUGGCCAGCGCGCGCCGGGACCGGUCCCGAGGUCCCGGAGGAGGGACGGCACUUUCCCCUCCCCGCCGCCCGCAGUCCCUCGCCUCGCGUUGGACCCCGACCCCUGGGCGGAGAAUCGGCAUGGAAGCCGAAGACCUCCAGGAAGACCUGACCUGCUCCAUCUGCCUGGACUAUUUCGAGGACCCGGUGUCCAUCGAGUGCGGCCAUAACUUCUGCCGCGGCUGCCUGCACCGCAGCUGGGCGCCGGGCGGCGGCGCGUUCCCCUGCCCCGAGUGCCGGCAGCCGUCGGCGCCCGCGGCGCUGCGGCCCAACUGGGCCUUGGCCCGGCUGACGGAGAAGACGCGGCGCCGGCGUCAGGGCCCCGUGCCCCCCGGCCUGUGCGGCCGCCACUGGGAAGCGCUGCGGCUCUUCUGCGAGGACGACCAGCGGCCCGUGUGCUUGGUGUGCAGGGAGUCGCAGGAGCACCAGACGCACACCAUGGCGCCCAUCGACGAGGCCUUCGCCAGCUACCGGGAGAAACUUCUUGAGACUCAGUGUAGUCUGACGGCCAAGAUGAAGAAAGCCAUGCAUUUGCAGGACAUGGAAGUGAAAAAUGCUACUGAGUGGAAGGAGAAGAUGAAGAACCAGCGAAUGAGAUUCGGUGCAGAGUUUGCAAAGCUGCACCACUUCCUGGCCGAAGAAGAGCAACUGUUUCUUCAGAGACUGAGCAAAGAAGAAGAAGAGACGAAGAAGAAACAGAAUGAGAACACGUUAAAGCUCCAUCAGACGAUCACUUCCUUGAAGCAGCUCAUCUUAGAGGUCGGGAGGAAGAGCCAGAGCCCCACCCUGGAGUUGCUGCAGAAUCCAAAAGAUGUGUUGACCAGGAGUGAGAACCAGGAUGUGAACUAUUCCCCUGAAGUUCUAACAGUGAAGACUGUGUGCAAGAUACCCAUGAUGAAGGAAAUGCUGAAGCGAUUCCAAGUGGCUGUAAAUCUAGCUGAAGACACGGCCCAUCCCAAACUUGUCUUCUCCCAGGAAGGGAGAUAUGUGAAAAAUGGAGCAUCAGCCAGUUCUUGGCCAUUGUUUUCCUCAGCGUGGGGCUAUGUUAGUGGAUGGAGGACCCCUCCGAAGACCACACAGUCUGUGGAAAGAUUUCAGCACUUACCCUGUGUUUUGGGAAAAAACGUUUUCACUUCAGGGAAACAUUACUGGGAAGUUGAGAGCCGAGAUAGCCUGGAGAUUGCCGUGGGGGUAUGUCGGGAGGACAUCAUGGGGAUUGUUGAUAGUUCAAAAAUGUCCCCCCAUGUGGGAAUCUGGGCUAUUUGUUGGAGUUCUGCUGGCUACCGGCCCCUAAUAAGCUUUUCUGUAAGUCCUACCAAGCAAGAGCCUGCUCUUCACCGGGUGGGAGUUUUCCUAGAUCACGAGGCUGGGGACAUCUCCUUCUACAGCGCUGUGGAUGGAGCUCAUCUACACACUUUCUCUUGUCCUCACAUCUCCUGCCUCCGGCCAUUUUUUUGGUUGAGUCCGUUAGCAUCUUUAGUCAUCCCAGCAGUGACUGGUGGGAAAUGAGUCUUCCCCUGCCCAGGAAUCUUUGCCUGUACCCUAGCCUGGGGACAUGCAUCCCUUGGCCCUCUUCUUUCACUCUGUACAUACUGGUCCAGGUAGCGCAUCAGUACUGUCCAUUCAGAUUCUAAUUUGAUGUCUUGUUCAGCUCCCUGUGUGUGCUGUGCACAGAAAGUAUGGUGGAGCCUGUUGGUGGCCUUUCCAGCACCCACUCGCCCCAUGUCCCACCUCCUCUUCUGGUUCUUCCUCAUUGAGCUGUUUGGUGUGCACCCUCCCUGUGCUUCAGGAGAGGCAGCUCUCCCCAAUGCGAGGCAAUUCUGGCCAAUGAGCUGGGAUGAGAAAUGUUCCAAGAUGCUUCUGGGGAAAGAUCAUGUAGCUUUAAAAAAGAGGUGUUGGGGCGCCUGGGUGGCGCAGUCGGUUAAGCGUCCGACUUCAGCCAGGUCACGAUCUCGCGGUCCGUGAGUUCGAGCCCCGCGUCAGGCUCUGGGCUGAUGGCUCAGAGCCUGGAGCCUGUUUCCGAUUCUGUGUCUCCCUCUCUCUCUGCCCCUCCCCCGUUCAUGCUCUGUCUCUCUCUGUCCCAAAAAAUAAGUAAACGUUGAAAAAAAAAAAAAAAGGUGUUUAAGGAGACACAGCCCCUCUUCUGACGUUAGUAGCUGUCUUGGAACUGAGGAGAGCACAGUGACAGUGGAAAGGAAGAGGGAACGUGGGCUUUGCUAGCAUUGUUGAACUGUUGGAAUUUCCUUAAUCCCCAAUUUCUUGUCAGAGGAGGUUACUGCUCCCUCAGUGUACAAGGCAAUUCAGGUUGCAUUUUUGUAUAGGAUGGUCUCUUUUCCUGAAACUUGACAGAUUUGUAGACUGUUUCUGCUCAGUCACAUAAUUCCUCUACUCUCCAGUAAGUACUGAUACCUCCCGAUCAGAAAGUUGAGGGAAUCUUCCCUUACUCUGCCCAGGCUAUGACUCUUUUUCACCCGACCAUGCCUACGCCCUCAAGUGUUGAUUAUGUUUCCAUCUGUCAAAUUCUUACUGUUGUGUAUGCAAGGUAUUCACGUCACAUCUAAAACAUUGGGAGGCACUUGCCAAGUAUUCACACUGCACUUCUGGCCUCUUCAUUAAUGCUCUUGUACGACUCCUGCAGAAGCUUGGUGUGAGAUAGAAAUUAAAAUCCUCUUUUUACAAGUAAGAAAACAGACCUUUGGGGUAACUCACUCGGUAUUGUUUGGCUGGCAAAUGGGAAUGCUGGGAUUAAAUCCAGAUCAGUCUGAGGUAAAAGCCUGUGCCCUUUUCUGGUCUUUGUAAGCGUCUGGUUUUUGUAAUGCUCUUUGUGAGCAUCUAUUGAAGGCAGAUUGCAUGUCAGCAA